GGGGGAGACCAUUCAAGAAAAAAAAAAAAGGAAAAGAAACCUAAUUCGCAAUUUCUCUUGCUCUCCCUUUCUCUCUAAGCCGGCGCACCCUCUGCUCUCCCAUCUCUCUCCCUUAUCUCCUACUCCCUUGGCCUCCCCCUCUCAGCUCUCUCCCUAACUCUCCCUCAGUUUCAGACCCGAGCAACCCCCCUCUCAUUCUCUCCCUCUGCUCUGCUGCCGACCACACCCUCCUGCAACUCACGGCCACUCCUCAGUCCGGCAGCCUCCGCGCACCCCUCUGCAAAUACCAGCUAGCCGAGCACCAGACCACGGCCACGAUUUCCUGCAACUCCGCCCCCAUUACGUCCAGCGGCAACACCAUCCGGCCGUCUGCUCUGUCUUCGCUUGCAAACACCAGCACAGCCACCCGGUUGUCCGACCAUCCUCCUCUGCAGCUGCCAGCGACAGCCAUCCUCUGCCCCGUGCACCAGCUGCAAUCCAGCUUCCUGCUCAGCCGAGAAGACACAGCUUCACAGACUGCUGCAAGAAACUUCAUACGACACAGCCAUCCUCCGGCCAUAUCCAGCAGCAGCAACUCCGGCAGACACCAGCCGAGAGGUUCCUCCGAGCAAACACCAGCAGCUCCUUGCUCCGGCGGCCGUCCCUGUGCCAGCCACCACCCAGUGUAUAUAUAUUGUUUUAUGAGUUUCAACCACAUUGAAGCUGAACAAGACUGGGUUCUGCCCAUCCCACUUUGCAUGUGUAACUGCCUCUGGAACCUGCGAAAGAGAUCGGGGUUAAGCGAGAGAAACGGUUCUUAUCAGUUUGUAUACGUCAUGAACGAUCCCGGUUAAGAAUCAAGAUUCAGAGGACCUCUUUUAUAUGAGAAAGGGCUGUGCUAAAUAUGUUUGCGCGGGGGGAGUGGGGUGUAAUGCAGGUUGUUAGCAGUGAAUUAUAGGCACUAACGUACCAGGUAGCCUGCAUGAAACAGAACUCUUAUGUCACAAGAGUGAAAGGCAUGAUGAUGGAUGUGGAUUGAAGGAUGUAACUGAGAGCUGUGGAUAAAAUGACACAGGCAUAGUGAAGAAUUUGCUUUGUGCUAGUCCAGUUAAGGCAAAUGUUAACUUUCUUUUAUAGAUAAGCUCAAUGUUCAAUAUUCCACCCAAAUACCAAUCCUAGUGGUGUUCAACUCAUCUAGCUGCUCACUUGGAAUGUUUUUCUACUAUAGUGGUUUUGUUCUUUAUGUUUUUUGGUCAAUACUAGUGACAAAGGAAAAUAAAGGAGCUGCAAGUUUGAAUUGAGACACUUGAAACUUUCUCAUCAACGGGGUUUUAGCACUCAAAAGCGUGAGGAAUAGAAGACAAAAAAGUAAGGUGGACAGAUGUGGUCAUGCCGUGCAAAACUGCUUCAGUACUUAGAAGCCUUGAAAUAUACCCCAAAAUCACCUUGGCUUCUUUCACCUUUUUCUUCAUACUGUGACAUUCCUUAUAAGAAGUCAAAGCUUGCCCCUUUACAGGAGAGGAGAAUGAUAGACAGGUUUAGACUAUGUGUCAAGGGAGGUGAUGGUGGCAAUGGUUGUACUAGCUUUCGCCGUAGCCGACAUGAUCGUCGUGGCAGACCUGAUGGUGGAAGAGGUGGGAGAGGUGGUGAUGUGAUCUUAGAAUGUUCCCACUCAGUUUGGGACUUCAGUGGUCUGCAACAUCAUGUUAAUGCAAACAAAGCGGGACAUGGAGCAUCAAAAAAUAUGAUAGGAAGCAGAGGAGCAGACAAGGUUGUUCGGGUACCAGUUGGCACUGUAAUUCAUCUUGUUGAAGGUGAACUUCCUCAUGUAUUUGAAAAUCAUUCUUCCAAGCUUCCUCAAGUAGUUGAAAAUCAUUCUCUAAAGGAUUUGGAUCCCUGGGAGAUUCCUGGUUCACUUGAUGAUGAUUCAUUGGGAACCGAUCAGCAAUCUGCCUCUGCGAAUCCUUGCAGGGUGGGGAAGGGGGACACGUUAGACAUUCUUGGGGGCUUAUCUUCCCAUAUUGAAAAAACUGCGGAGGGAUCAGCUAAUGUGAAACAUACUACUCAAGCUUCAUCAGAAGAAUGUUUUUCCCAAUCUUCUCCUUCUCUUGUGAAAAAAGAAGGUUGCAAAGAAGAUUAUUUCUUUUAUGAGGAAGGUGCAUAUGAAGGUUUUGGUUCUGAUAAUUUUGCAUCUGAAGCAUCUGAAGUAGAGGGUGAAGAAGAAUUGAAGGGAAAUGAAGAUAUACAAUAUAACAUUGCUGAAUUAACAGAAAGAGGCCAGAAAAUAGUUGUGGCUUGUGGAGGGGAGGGUGGUUUGGGUAAUGCUUCUACAAGAGUUUCCUAUAAUUUUAAACUUAAGAGGGAUGGGAUCAACAGGAACAAUGCCCUUGAAAUCUCUGAUGAUGAAGAUCAAUCCUUGCUUAUUGCUGGUUCACCUGGUUCAGAGGCCAUACUUAUUUUAGAACUCAAGAGUAUUGCUGAUGUGGGCCUUGUGGGGAUGCCAAAUGCUGGUAAAAGUACCCUUCUCGGGGCUAUAUCUAGGGCUAAGCCUGCAGUAGGACAUUAUGCCUUCACAACUCUGAGGCCAAAUAUAGGGAAUCUAAACUAUGAUGACUUCUUCUCAGUCACAGUGGCUGACAUUCCAGGACUUAUAAAGGGAGCUCAUGAGAACCGAGGACUUGGCCAUGCUUUUCUGCGGCACAUUGAACGCACAAAAGUUCUUGCAUAUGUAGUAGACUUAGCUGCUGCACUUGAUGGUCGAAAAGGGAUUCCACCAUGGGAACAGCUGAAAGACUUAGUCUUAGAGUUGGAGUACUACCGGAAGGGUUUAUCAUAUCGUCCAUCUUUAGUUGUGGCAAAUAAAAUUGAUGAGGUAGGAGCUGAAGGGGUGUUUGAAGAAUUAAAAAGAAGGGUGGAAGGUGUCCCCAUUUUUCCAGUAUGUGCAGUCCUGGAAGAAGGGAUAGAGGAACUGAAAGCUGGACUUAGGAUGCUUGUGAAUGGGGAAGAAUCAUACAGACUCAAUUUAGAUAGCAUUUUUCUUGAUUAAGUUGUUAUGAUGCUGAUUUUAUACAACUGAAGUGUGUCCUCAAAUGCUUAUUGAUCUAGAAAUAUGCAAUCUGCACUCUUAACAUUAGCUGGUAUGUUGAGUUUCGGGAGCCUAUGCAUAUUUCCUAAAGUGACCAGAUUUGUGGAUCAGUGAGAUUCUCAGCUUUUAUCUAUCUUCUGAGCUGCUGUAGCUGAAGCUAUCAAGAGUGGGGGUCUUUUCCUGAUUGGUUGCUGGGAGAAACACUCAACAAAUAAGUAAUUAUAGUUACUCCAAUUUAAAUAAGUAGUUUUGAUCAAAAGAAGUGUUGUUUGGAUUGUUUCAGGUGCUUAAUAAAUGUGUAUCCAUUUUAUUACUUAAUUAAAACUAUAAAUAGAAGUCAAAAUUUUUGACUUAUA
Molecule: messenger RNA, 3420 nt
Organism: Malania oleifera
Lineage: Eukaryota; Viridiplantae; Streptophyta; Magnoliopsida; Santalales; Ximeniaceae
Product: probable GTP-binding protein OBGM, mitochondrial
Exons: 9
Coding region: 1361-3025 (554 amino acids)
Cellular component (GO): mitochondrion
Molecular function (GO): GTP binding; GTPase activity
Source: RefSeq, a predicted model, not a curated record